Molecule: messenger RNA, 1243 nt
Organism: Arachis ipaensis
Lineage: Eukaryota; Viridiplantae; Streptophyta; Magnoliopsida; Fabales; Fabaceae
Product: GDSL esterase/lipase At5g03610
Molecular function (GO): hydrolase activity, acting on ester bonds
Source: RefSeq, a predicted model, not a curated record
CAAUUCAUCAAGCCACUAUAAGCUCAUUCCUCCUUUCUCUCUCAACAAACAUAUAUAUAAUCAUCAUUCCUUCUAAAUAUAAUUCUAACUUCAUUAAUUAAAAAGUAGCAUUGGAACCAACCCUACUCUUAGCUUGUUCAUUUUCAAUUCACUCACCAUGGAGUUACCCAAGCAACUCUUUUUCUUCUUCCUCACAGUUAUAUUUCUCUCAGGACAUAUGGGGUUGCAAGCUGAGGCAAGGGUGCGACAUUAUGGUCCAACAAAGUUGUUUGUUUUCGGAGAUUCAUAUGUUGAUGCUGGAAACACAAGAAAAGAUCAACCGGGUUCAUGGAAACAGCCUUAUGGCAUCACCUUUCCCGGUAAACCCGCCGGAAGAUUUUCCGACGGCAGAGUUUUCUCCGAUUACAUUGCCAAGUAUUUAGGGUUGAAAUCACCAGUGCCAUACAACUUGAGAAAAAUGAUGCCAAAUAAUUUGAAAUAUGGAAUGAAUUUUGCUUAUGGUGGCACAGGUGUCUUCAACACAACAUCUAAAAAUCCAAAUAUGACCAUCCAAAUUGAUUUCUUUGAAAAACUCAUCAAAGAAAAUGUGUACACUGCCUCUGAUCUCAGCAACUCCAUUGCAUAUGUCUCUGUUGCUGGAAAUGACUAUAAUUAUUACCUUACCAUAAAUGGCUCUAUCCAGGGUUUUCCAUCAUUCAUUGCCUCAGUGAUUAAUCAAACUACCAAAGACCUAAUCCGAAUCAAGAACUUGGGAGUGAAAAAAGUUGCAAUUGGUGGCCUACAACCACUUGGAUGCCUCCCUCUAAUCACAUCAACAUCAUCAUUCCAAAAAUGCAAUGAAACCUUCAACAACCUUGUUGCUAUCCACAACAAUCUCUUGAACCAAUCCAUAACCAAAUUGAACCAAAAUUACAAGGAUGGUUUCUUAAUCAUUGACCUCUUUGACUCUUUUACCUCAGUCCUUAACCACCCUAAAACCUACAACCUUCACAAUGAGUUAAUUCCAUGUUGCUUAGGAACAAGUCAAGGUUUUACUUGUGGAGAUGUUGAUAACAACAAUGUGAAGAAGUAUAAGGUUUGUGAAAACCCUAAAACAGCUUUCUUUUGGGACCUUUUUCACCCUACACAAGCUGGUUGGCAUGCUGUUUAUAAUAAGUUACAAAACAUGAAUGCUCUUUCUCAACUUCGGAACUAGACUAAAGGAAUUGAAUUAUUGAAUCUAAAUAUAUCAACAUUUUUUUUA